Polychytrium aggregatum is the source of this 923-nucleotide messenger RNA. RefSeq lists its product as uncharacterized. The transcript has a single exon. NCBI's taxonomy places the organism in Eukaryota, Fungi, Chytridiomycota, Chytridiomycetes, Polychytriales. The record is from RefSeq and is a predicted model, not a curated record. Bases 95 to 739 code for a protein of 214 amino acids.
CCCCCCCAGAGAGACGUGCUCCUGAACGGCCUAGAAUACGCUCCUGACCUUCCACACUUUCCUGACCUUCCACACUUUCCUGAUCAUCGACGUCAUGGAUCUGUCUCAGCUACUCUCGAAGCGGGAUGAACAGUCUUCCGGCCCAACCGACCCGCUCCCUGAGACACCCGCACCAUAUGCCUCUCCGCCCAUCAACCCAUCCUGCUUGCUCCUGGCCGAGCCGCUACGACAGCCAAGUAAUCCUUGCAUACCGAGCCCCGAGCAAUCGCCCAAGAAACCGUCGCCGGCAGCGUUGGCGAGCCAUACUGCCUCCGAGUCCAGGCCGGGUGUUGCCGAGCCCAGUCGAACCCUGAACCUGGGGCCUGACAGCUACCAGGCUUGCUGCAAUGCAGUUUGCGAACCAUGCGGCCAGCAACAUCCAAGUCCUUGGCCAGCCACCCCCGGCAUCAGCAACGGGGCAUCGGCGGCUCACUUGCCGUCCUUUGGACCUCUUCGACCACAGACUGCGGCCUCGGGUUCUGGGCCGGCAUAUCGUGCUGGCAAGUCCGCCCCACGCCGCCGACUGCCUUCGAUGCAGGAGCUGGUGACAUCAUCAAGGCUGCCCGUAGGGUACGGCGAGUUGAAGAAAAGGAUCCGCAUGGCACGCCUCCAAGGAUCGCCUGCACCGGCCUCCUGCGACGCAAGCGCCUCGGGACAGCGGCCGCAUGGAUCAACCAUCUUUGAGUUCCGCUUCAAGUAGCCGGGGCUGCUGAAAUGCCAAGGGCCUGGCGCUUGAUCGCGCCGAUGCCUAUCACCGCUGCCAUCGUCGCCGCUCGACCCUCUCGCAACUCCUGAAAGCGGCUGAGGGCAGGAUCACCUCCAGCCGCGCGGCCUAUUGCACUCUAUCACCUCGCUUUGGCUCAGCUAUUGCUCCAUUUCGCUCA